Molecule: messenger RNA, 1164 nt
Organism: Ochlerotatus camptorhynchus
Lineage: Eukaryota; Metazoa; Arthropoda; Insecta; Diptera; Culicidae
Exons: 4
Coding region: 1-1164 (387 amino acids)
Source: RefSeq, a predicted model, not a curated record
AUGACUGUGAGCUAUAAUUGGAUCCUGGCAGUCUGGUUAGUUUUGGAAAGUGUUACAUUCAAUCAAGCUAGGCACAGUGCCGGCGUGGAAGGAACUGAUGAUCAAUAUUUCUAUCUUGAUUCAGUAUCUGACACCUACCACUACGGUUACGAAGUGAACCCGAAUGGUACCUUCCAUCAUGAGCGCAGAGGUCCAGAAGGUGUUACGUACGGUUGUUACGGUUACAUCGAUUCCAACCAGAAGCAGCACGUUACACAUUACGUAGCUGAUCAGAAAGGUUAUCGGGUUGUUGAGCCCAACAAACCGAUCCUGAUCUAUUUGAGUGAGCAAACAGCUUGGCAAGCAUUCCUGCUCCCUAGAGGAUGCAGAAGUCAUACUGGCAAACCGAGUUCAACAGGUCCCGAACUUAUCUACAAACCGUUGGGAGCCGUUAGUACUCCUUCGAAACCAGCCACUUCGACUACUAGGCGACCAACUACGACAGCUACUUCUGCCACAUGCAAUUGCGUUUGGCCAACCUUGACGAAACCAACGGUUCUAACUCCGAAACCACCCACGACAACCAAAAAUGGAUCAACUAUGGUUUCAAAAGCAACUUCUACCACUACUGCUAGAACUACACCCGUCUCAACAACCACCCCUAGUAAAACCACAACCCCAAAAACUACCCAAUCGACCAUGAAACCAGAUCGUCUAAACGUGGGAAUUGCCACGAAUACCAUUAUCGGAAGACCGACGAAUUACAUUUACCGACCCCAGUACGAAGAACACCCAAACCUGGGGCGAGAUCCUCGAGCCCAAAAGCCAUCUUCUCCGCAAAUCUACUACGUCCCAUACCAUCAGAAUACGGCUCCACCGGGUGUCCCGUCGAAAUCGCAUGGCACUUGCGGCUCCGGCUUCGGUUACAUUGGAUUGGCUCCGGUGAUUUUCGUUCCAGCUGCUUCGGCAAAGAAUGUGGGUCUGGAAAUAAAUGCCUCUCAGUUUAGACGCAGUGACAUACCUUUGAGGAUGUUUACCAAGCCCAUCGAUGGUGGAAAUUGGACGGCUACGGAGAUGUUAGAUGAUGAUGGCAACCAUUUUGGGUUGAGUCAUUCCGAAGAGUUGAAGAAAAUCGUAAAUGGUGUUGAUUUUGAUUUGCUCGUGUCGGGUGAUUCUGUUUUGUAA